Molecule: messenger RNA, 909 nt
Organism: Babesia ovata
Lineage: Eukaryota; Apicomplexa; Aconoidasida; Piroplasmida; Babesiidae
Product: mitochondrial inner membrane
Exons: 2
Coding region: 1-909 (302 amino acids)
Biological process (GO): protein insertion into membrane
Cellular component (GO): membrane
Molecular function (GO): membrane insertase activity
Source: RefSeq, a predicted model, not a curated record
AUGUCGACCUCCAAAAGCACACAUUCCGACAAAGAUGUUACAGCCGAGACACCAUCCAACUCAAGAAUAGAAUCGCUGGUUCACGACGAUGGCAGUGACCCACUUGGCGCCGAAGGCAGCAACGACGACCUCUUCGACCUCGUCGAACAACACAACGGCACCGCGAAGGGGUUAAUUCAGCGCAUAUUACCGGUCGAAUGGAUGCGAGAUGUGGUCAUUUCGGUGCACGACUCCACUGGUCUCUCGUGGGCAGCAACUAUUACAUCUCUUACGGUGCUCUUCAAGGAACAGCUAAGAGAAGCGCAGAAAACAGGGAAUGUAAAGCUGGCGAUGGAGGUACAGAGAAAGCUAUACAAACAGAUGACCAGGAAGACAUUUCUGAAAGGGGCUGCGCUGCAAGUCAUAGCUGCUGGCACACAAGGAUUGACGUUCGCCUGGGUUUACGGCGGCCUGAAGAUGUUUGCCAUCGAACCCAGACACUGUUCAGAGUUCGUACUGGAACAUCCUUUCUGGUUGAACAGCCUGGCGCUACCUGACCCUUACUACGUCUUCCCCGUCACGCUGUGGUUCUUGAUGACGCUGGUAUAUGAACUCAACAGAACGACAGCAGAGAAAAUGCGGUUGUCAUCAGGUGCCGUAAGUGAGGCUAUGCGAGAGCAGGAGCAGCGACAGGUCAAGCUGAAAUAUUUUACGAGGGUGGCUAUCGGAGUAUUCGCUUAUUUCAGCUGUAGCAUGACUGCAGGUACAUUCUUCUAUCUGAUCCCAUCGUUUCUCUUUCAGACAAUUCUGAGAUAUCUAAGCCAGAGUGUCUACGUGGCAAAGGCGCUAAGGUUACCCAUACCAGCACCUCCACCAGUGCAGAAGCCAGAAACCAAGCAACUACUGAGGGUGAAGGGUUUCGCAAAAUAA